UCACUCAUUUGGCCAGUCACGGGGCCAAAACCAGUGUUUGGAGCCACAGUGUGGCGGUGGAGGCAGCAGCAAUGGGAGGCCAUACAGCAACCUAUGACAAAAUGGAAACCAGCAGGAGUGUGAGGAGACCUGAAAGUGGCACAUGGCAGAGUGGGAGCAAUGGGAGGCGGUACAGGGACCCAGGUCACACUGUGGGCUCAGCAGCAGCGUGACCAGGCGGUACGGGGGCCCAUGGCCGAUUUGGGGCCUGGUGGCACCUAUGGGAAGGCCUGUAAUCUGCCAGCAACCAAUGACAAAAAAAUGGACAACCGCAGGAGUGUGAGGAGAUUUCAAAGUGGCACAUGGCAGAGUGGAAGCAAUGGGGGAGGCCGUACAGGGACCCAGGUCACGCUGUGGCUCAGCAGC
Staurois parvus is the source of this 405-nucleotide messenger RNA. NCBI's taxonomy places the organism in Eukaryota, Metazoa, Chordata, Amphibia, Anura, Ranidae. The record is from the annotation of a GenBank genome assembly.